AUGAGCAGCAAAAUAGACGCGGAGGUCGCUCUCCGGGUGGUGAAUGGCUCAGAUAAGCCUGCCGGACUCCCGAAGCCGAAAGACGUGCAGAUUUCAAGAGUGAACAAGCGCUCUGGAGCAUUCGCUUGGCCGUCGAGGUUCUUCUUGCGAGAAAACAUCUCAGUCAGCUGGGAUAACUCGCCCUUCAUCGCCGAGGACCUCAAAUCGAACGCUGCAGAGCUAGAGGGAGACGAUGUCGGUUUCAUGCUUAGAACCGAAGAGAAUUGGGCGCCGGACCGAUAUCGGAUUGACUGUAUUCUUGACAUCGUCCGGGAAGCUAGCCUCAGAAAGCUUCGGGAAGGAGAUGAAGGUGCACAGAGAGAGAAGAUCGCACUCCUAAUCGACGGCAACAACUCCGGGGCACAACCAACUUUCCGGGAGUUUCUUGGCGGCCUCACCGCGCAAGAGCUGUAUGAAGAACUCAGGAAGCAGCGCUAUGGUGAUGACGACGAGGUCCCCAUUGUUAAUGGUGACCGGAGAUUGAUCUACAUCUCUAAUUUGGAUGCAUGGGGCAUUCUCGCACUUGGUCAGAUUCUGCGGGAGUUCGAUGAGUUUGAAAGGGGCUUCAGCGAACUUAAGGACAUUCUAGAAGACCUCGCGCAGGAUUUGAAAGAGACCGCCAGAAGCGGCGAAUCCUUCAUGAAUACGGACGUCCGCUAUCUUAUCAACGAUAACGAACCAGAAGACACAUCUCUUUGA
Molecule: messenger RNA, 738 nt
Organism: Colletotrichum tamarilloi
Lineage: Eukaryota; Fungi; Ascomycota; Sordariomycetes; Glomerellales; Glomerellaceae
Exons: 4
Coding region: 1-738 (245 amino acids)
Source: RefSeq, a predicted model, not a curated record